UCAAAAAGUGAAAAUAUUUAAGGAGCUUUAAACUUAGAACGUCUUUAGUCCAUGAUAUAUUGGAUUGACCCUCAUUUAACGACUUAAAGGGUCUGGAUUGGAUCUCCGACUCUCCACGCCUUAUGGGUAGUGGUCGUGCAGUAUAUAAAUAGGAGUGCACCCUGCUGUAAGCCAGUUGGACGAAGUCGAGAUGGUUUCGUUAGUGUGGAAGGUGGUGGUCUUUGGUAUCCUGGCGGCGGGAUGUCAGGGCUCUCUCCCACAGUCCCGGUCACAGCGUCGGGUGUCUCCAGGGCGCUAUGACCUAUCAGAGGACUUAGCAUCGAUCCCGGGGUCGUCUGUAGAGGCGCAGAGUGAGAAACGCUUUCAGGAGGUCCGGCGGGGUGGCGAGAGAAGCGUCCAGCUGCAGCGGGGCGCGCGGAAAAAUGCCGACAUCCACCUGAGGCACGAGGGACUGAGAGAUGACGCAGCAACAAGAACUAACUGCAAAAAUCGCCCUAUUGACCUGGUUUUCAUCAUAGACAGUUCCCGCAGUGUGCGCCCUGCUGAAUUUAAAAAGGCCAAGGAGUUCCUGCAGGACAUGGUGGACAGCCUGGUCAUCAGCAGAGAUGCCACUCGUGUCGGUCUCGUUAAUUAUGCGAGCACAGUCAAGAUUGAGUUCCUCCUCAACACUUUUUUUGACAAAUCCUCUGUGAAGCAGGCACUCGGCCAAGUUGAGCCCUUAGCUUCAGGCACCAUGACGGGCAUGGCCAUCAGGACCGCCAUGGAAAAAGCCUUCACCAAGGAGGCCGGGGCCCGAUCCGCUUCCAUGAACAUUGCUAAGGUGGCUAUUAUAGUGACCGAUGGCAGACCUCAGGACAAGGUGGAGGAGGUGUCAGCCACAGCCAGAGCAUCUGGGAUUGAAAUCUAUGCAGUGGGAGUUGACAGAGCUGAUAUGGCUUCCCUGAAACUUAUGGCCAGCCAGCCACACGAUGACCAUGUCUUCUAUGUGGAGACCUAUGGUGUGAUCGAGAAGCUUACGUCUAAGUUUAGGGAAACUUUGUGUGGUAAGGAUGAUGAUAAUGGGAGUGCAGAUAUUGAUGAUAACGGACUAGGCCUAAAUGGCAGGAAAGACGAUAAUAAUCGUGUCAGUGAAGGGAACAACGGUUUGGAGCCGUGUGAUCAAGGACACAACUGUCAGCAUAUUUGUGUCAACAGUGGUGACUCGUACAUCUGCAAGUGUCGCCCUGGCUACAUCCUGAAUCCAGACAAGAAAACAUGCUCACGUGCAGAUGCUUGUACCCAGGGACAUGACUGCCAGCACAUUUGUGUCAACAGCCGUGACUCGUACGUCUGCCAGUGCAGAACUGGAUACGUGUUGAACACAGACAAGAAAACAUGCGCACGUAUGGAUGCAUGUUCUUCACAACAUAACUGCCAACAUAUUUGUGUCAAAAGUGGAGAUUCUUAUGUUUGCAUGUGUCGCAAAGGAUAUUCGUUGAAUGCAGACAACAAAACAUGCUCACGUUCUGAUCCAUGUGCCCUUGGACACGAUUGCCAUCAUAUUUGUGAAAAUAGUGAUGCAUCAUAUGUCUGCAAAUGUCAAGUGGGAUAUGUGUUGAAUCCAGAUAAAAAAACCUGCUCACGUUCAGGUACAUGUGCAGGAGAACAUGGCUGCCAACACAUUUGUGUCAAAACCGAUGACUCGUUUGUAUGUAAAUGUAAAGCAGGAUAUGUUUUGAAUCCCGACGGGAAAACGUGCAUACGCUUAGACACAUGUUCUCAGGGACAUGACUGCCAGCAUCUAUGUGUCAACAGUGGAAGCUCAUAUGUCUGCAAGUGUCAGCUGGGAUAUUCGCUCAACAUGGACAGAAAGACAUGCUCACGUUUGGAUGCAUGUAUUCAGGGACACGACUGCCAGCAUAUCUGCAUCAACAGUGGUCUUUCUUACAACUGCAAGUGUCGAGUAGGAUACAUACUAAAUUCAGACCAGAAAACAUGUUCACAGGAAAUGAGGAGUGAAAUUUCAGAAGAUGCCUGCAUGUGCGAAGCUCAAAUUGUAUUCCAGAAAAAAGUGCAGUCAGCCAUUCAGGAGCUCACCAGGAAAAUUUCUGAACUUUCAGACAAAGUAAACGACAUUGAGGGCACAUUCCAACAUUGAGAACAAAGAGGAACUAGAGGAAAAUGUCAAGCACUUUUAUUCCAAUCAGUGUUACAUAAUAUCAUGUUCUGUAAAAAUUUUAAUUUCCUAAUGUCUGAAAAUCUGCAUUGUGUUUUUAAUCUUACAACAAAUUGCUCUGGUGCUGUGUUUCUGAUAAACUUACAUUGAUGGCAACUCUGGUGUAAUUUACAUUAAAAAAAAGACAACUCAACUGAACUGUGUUUAUGUCUUCUUGUAUAAACCAAUUAAAAGUUAUAUAAUUUGCUUUGAUUUCUAAAAGCAGGUCAAGUUUUUUUUUGUUUGUUUUAGCAAACAAAAAAAUGGUUGAACUCUCUGGUGAAAUAGUUCAGGGAGUUCAAAUGUGACUCAGACUUGGCCCAGUUUUCUUGGCAACAAUGCUUUUAAUUAGAGAUUAUGUCAAGCUAAAGGUUUUGAGAAUGUAUUUUCUAUAAACAGUUAUUUUAUUUUAUUUUAUGUGUUUGUGUGUCUACAUUUGAAUAAUGCAUUUUGGUGCUUUUUGAAAUAGAAAACAGUUACUUGCAUGUUUCCUAACAGCUGCCUAAAUGAAUACAUUUUAUGAAUCAAUGUUUUCCACACAACUGUCUUCACUCUUUUAAAGGCAUAGUCUUUAUAUUACUGCUGAUACUUAUUGCUACUUUCCUAUCUGAUCAAAAGUGAUGACAUCAUUAACUAAGUUAGGAUAUUUUCAUGAAUACAUGCUUUAUGUGACAGGUGUAUUGUUAUUUGAGAGCCACAUUGCGUCGAAUAAGCAAUAUUGUGCUUAUUCAGACUAUAAAUUACAUUGUAUUUUACUGGGAUUUUAUUCGUUAGCCCAACACAUAACAGUGAAAUGGAAAGAUAGUAAUACAUGGCUUUUAUUGUCUUACAGCUGGCAAGCUGAAAAGUGUAAAAUGCACUGUGACCCUUUCCUCUGAUAACCUAAAAUAAAAUCAGGUGCAAUCAA
This is a messenger RNA of Poecilia reticulata (guppy), 3101 nucleotides long. RefSeq lists its product as uncharacterized. Gene Ontology annotation, molecular function: calcium ion binding. NCBI's taxonomy places the organism in Eukaryota, Metazoa, Chordata, Actinopteri, Cyprinodontiformes, Poeciliidae. The record is from RefSeq and is a predicted model, not a curated record.